AUGGAUGACUCUUCACCAGUUAAAGACAUAGGAAAGCGUUUACUGCCGCAGGUCGUUGACAGCAGAGCCAAAAAAACUCCUGGCCGUGUCUUCACAUCAACGCCCCGGACAUUGGACCUACAUGAUGGCUUUUACGACGUCACCUAUGCAGAGCUCGCUCACCUCGUCAAUUACAUGGCUUGGUGGAUCGAACGCGAGAUGGGCCGUGGUGAGAUGUUCGAGACAUUGGGUUACAUGGGUGCGACAGACUUUCGGUACAUCGUGGCAUUUCUGGCCGCCAUCAAAUGUGGCUACAAGCUCUUUGUACCGUCCAGUCGUAACUCUCUGUCCGGCAACUUAUCCCUGUUUCAUGAGCUUCACUGCGUCAAGUUUAUAUAUACUGCCGACAUAUAUGCAAAAGCUGUGGAACCGAGGGAGAACAAACCCGACCUGAAGCUAUUCGAAGCACCUUCUCACCAUACGAUGUUGGAAGGCAAUGCCGAACACUAUCCAUACAAUAAGACGUACGCGGAAGCUGAACAUGAUGACAUUUUCGUAUGCCAUACGUCUGGAACAACUGGUGCACCUAAGCCUAUCACUGUUAACAAUGGUCAUUUUACCACUUUCGACAAUCUACGAAAGCUUCCUAAAGUAGAAGGCCGGGAGAACCUUGAUUACUCCUCGUUGGAAAUGAACGAUAGUGGGAGGUACUAUUCGCCCUUUCCACCAUUUCAUAUGGGCGGAAUGCUCACAACGGGUAUUAUUCCCAUUUGGUAUGAUACACCGGUCGUUGUUGGACCUCCUGAUAAGCCUCCAAGCGGAGAUAUUCUUAGUCAAGUUAUCAAACUCCAGCCCAAUCUCCGGGCACUCAUGACCCCACCAACACCUAUCGAACAGCUACUGAAUGAGUCUGGUGGGUCGGAACUGGCUGGACGUAUGGAUUUUGUCCUUUACGGUGGAGGACCUCUUUCACCAAGCGUUGGUAAUCGUCUUCGAAAGGUUACCAAGGUUGCCCAAUUGAUCGGCUCAACUGAGCUGGGGAUGGUACCAUUACUAUUCCCAGGACAAGACACAUGGAAUUUUUUUGAGUGGCAUCCUAACUAUAAACUCGAAAUGCAGAGAUUGGAAGACAACAUCUACGAGAUGGUCGUACCAUAUGAUCCCUCCUUCGAAUGGAUCUGCAGAGUCAAUCAGGUACCAGCGAAACAGGAAUGGCGGACAAGAGACCUUUUCGAACCCCACCCAACAAAAUCUGGCCUCUGGCGGUUUUAUGGUAGAAGAGACGAUGUUAUUGUGCUGUCCACCGGUGAGAAAUUCAACCCAGUCACCAUGGAGGGAAUUAUACUAGGUCACCCUCUUGUUCGUGGCGCCUUGAUUUCAGGUACGGCCAGAUUCCAGGCAUGCCUUAUCAUUGAGCUCAGACCAGGCGUGACAUUUUCGGCCUUGUCAGAACAUGGUUCAGUCAAUAUGGACGAUAAAGCUCACUGUGAGCAGAGUUCGGACGUAACUUGUACGAGCGAUCAGCACCAUGGCAAACAAGACGAUCUGGAGGAACGAAUUAUUGACUCUAUUUGGCCAUACAUUGAGCUAGCCAACAACGACGGUCCAGCUACCGGAAGAAUCUUCCGUUCAAAGAUCAUUCUUGCCUGCUCAGAAAAGCCUUUCGCUAGAAGCGGGAAGGGUACGGUAAUACGAUCGUUAACUGAGAAGCUUUAUGCAGAAGAGCUAGAAACUCUCUACUCCGGUGCUGAGAGUCAUAUUCACGUAACCGCUCUCAACAAUCCCUGCAGUUUCGAGGACAUUCAAAAAUUUCUACGAAGAAUACUUAUCUCAUUGCUGGAUAAGCCAGACUUGUCUGACGACCAAGAUUUCUUCACCCUGGGACUCGAUUCCCUCCAGACAUCAGAGAUCGUCAAUGCUAUCAAAGCUGGAUUGGAGCAUUAUAAAUCAAAUCAAGCUUCUAUCUCAAUCAAAGUAAUCUAUGCAAACCCGACGGUGGAUAAGCUCACAGCCUGGAUGGGUAGCAUUACAAAUCCUAGUAUCAACGGCCUGGACGAAAAUACUGACGUGGAAAGCCUACGUGUACAGGCCAUGUCCAAAAUGGUCGAGAAGUAUACGAAGGAUCUUCCGACACGGAACACGUUGCCCACAGGCUUGUUGCGAACUAAAAGUUCCUCAUCCGGCGAGCCAAUCUGCGUGGCCUUGACUGGCUCGACUGGCACACUUGGAAUGAAUCUACUUCAGAUUCUACUGCUGGAUUCAAACGUCUCAAAGAUAUAUUGCCUUAACCGAGCGCUGGACGCCGAACAACGCCACACCAAAGCUUUCCAAGAACGCGGCCUCCCGAAUCUGCUUAACGGAAACAAAGCCGUUUUCUUAGAAGCCAAGUUCGGUGACCCCCAUUUCGGCCAAUCACCAGAGACAUACAAACUCCUGCAACGUGAUGUGGACGUGAUCAUCCACAAUGCCUGGAAGGUGAAUUUCCACCACCAGCUCGAGUCUUUCGAGCAUGAGCACGUCCGCGGCGUAAAGUAUAUCAUCGACUGGAGUGUGGCUACCAAUGCGCAUGUUUUCUUCGUCUCCUCCAUCUCCUCAAUUGCUCAUCACUUUGCGUGUUUUCCAGGCGCAAAAACGGUGCCGGAGACGCCAUUGGAAGACUACCGUACGGCAAAAGAUUUGGGGUACGGUGAAUCCAAGCAUGUCGCCGAACGCAUGCUACAGAUCGCGAACGAAAAGUGCGGAGUCAAAGCCAGCAACUUACGUGUGGCCCAGGUUGCUGGUCCGACCACUUCCGACGGUGGAGUUUGGAAUCGUCAUGAGUACAUUCCAGCAUUAGUACAGACAUCUCUCGAGCUCGGUGCCAUACCGAUCUCCUUCCAGGCUAUCGACUGGACUCCAGUAGAUGUGAUGGCACAGAUCAUUGUUGAUAUCAUGCACACUGGCUUCAGCUCUAACACCGCAACUGCUUUCCACCUCGUGAAUCCACAUGUGGUGGCUUGGAAAGACUUUGUGUGCACGACACAGGAAUUUUACUCGAGUCGGAAGAAGAUCGAAGCAGUGCCUCUUGCAGAAUGGAUCCGAAUGCUCCAAAAAGUAGAUGCUACUGAUCAGUUGGAGUUGCACAGGAAGCCUGCAGUGAAGAUCCUCGACUUUUUCGAAGAUAUUGAGGUGUCAACACGUGGGGCAGUGAGUGCUAGACACGAGGUAGAAAGCCAGAAGCUGGAACAGUGGCUCGACACAGGAAAUGGAGUUCGUGCAAGUGACACGAUGGCUCAACUGCGACCAAUGGAUGGUGAACUAUUCAGGACAUGGCUGAGACAAUGGGACUUCUGA
Exophiala viscosa is the source of this 3312-nucleotide messenger RNA. RefSeq lists its product as uncharacterized. Bases 1 to 3312 code for a protein of 1103 amino acids. Lineage: Eukaryota; Fungi; Ascomycota; Eurotiomycetes; Chaetothyriales; Herpotrichiellaceae. The transcript is spliced from 3 exons. The record is from RefSeq and is a predicted model, not a curated record.